Molecule: messenger RNA, 1872 nt
Organism: Conger conger (European conger)
Lineage: Eukaryota; Metazoa; Chordata; Actinopteri; Anguilliformes; Congridae
Product: zinc finger protein 184-like
Exons: 3
Coding region: 158-1696 (512 amino acids)
Biological process (GO): regulation of transcription by RNA polymerase II
Molecular function (GO): DNA-binding transcription factor activity, RNA polymerase II-specific; RNA polymerase II cis-regulatory region sequence-specific DNA binding
Source: RefSeq, a predicted model, not a curated record
UGGUCUUCACCCACAACAAAGCUGUUCGCUUUUCAGGCAGCGAGCAAAGCCAGCCCCGGCCCCUGAUCGAUAGUUCCAGUCAUCUCGGCAGAGACGGAAAAAAAUUAAUGCUGUUUUAUUCAGUUAUUUAACAAAUGGAUUAAACUUGCUCGGUAAAAUGACGGAUUAUACUAAUUUUCAAACACAGAUAACCACUAUUAUGGAAAUCAUGACAAAGACAGCGAUAGCAGAAAUUACCAAACUUUUUGAUGACAGUUCCUCCGUUUUGUGUUUGACAAUAUCUCGGAGUUUAAAUGAGAAUGAAGCGCUGAAAAACAAGCUACAGAUACUGCAGCAUGAGCGGAGGACUAUGCAGAAAGAGGAAAUGGCACGAGCUCGUGAGAGUCCUGUCAAAACUAGAUCCGUUGGAGUGCAAGUUUUCGGUGAACUGGAAGAGCAGCAGAGAGAGAGAGUCUUUGGGCAGGAGCGCAACUGCAGUCUGAGAAGAGAUGGAGAACCUGCAGGUGUGGAAGAGUCUGCAAACAUGGAGGUCAGGGCUGAACCAGUUCUUAUCAAGCAGGAGAGACAGGACUUGUGUUACAGUGACCCACUGACCACACCUGUGGAAGAGGAACAGGUAACACAGCCCACACCUGUAGGAGAUGUGAAGAAACCGGACACAGAGCCCACACCUGUAGGAGACCCAGAGGAGCUGAGUGAGAAGCACAGGUGUGGACACGGUGAUGAGGAGCUCAGUGGACUGGAGUUUGUGGUGAAGGCAGAGCAAGAGGAAGAGCAUGUAGCCCAGAGACUCAAUCAGACAGGAUGUGAACCCAGUGCAGGAAGACUCAACAAUCUGGGCUCUGAGUAUGUAAUGUAUGAGAGAGACAGUCAGUUUUGGACUUCCUUUACGCAGGGGGACAGUGACAUAGAGACUGAUGAUCCAGUUUGUUCUAUUGCUAUAGAACAUUGCUCACAGAAUCUGUCAAUUCACACACAGCUACAAGAUGCUCCUGCCACCAUGGAAGUCUCUGGAAACACACUGUCCUCUUUUGGGCCUUCAUAUUUUACAGAGUUUGAUCAGAUGGGUGAGAAGCCGUCUGCUUUCAGUGAGGAGCUCAGAUCAGAGGCCAUUCACACACAGCAGGGUCAGUACAGAGAGAGACUUGUGCACACAGUGGAGAGAGAGAAUCAGACAUUACUGCCCCAGCAGCAGCAACAUGGACCCUCAGUAAAACACAUGAGAGGCAGUGAGAGUCCAGCCUCAGGCUCUCAGUACAAGACCAGCUCUACUCUGAGUACCACUGUUUCCAUUACUGGGAAGAAGGGCAAGACUAAUGGACAAGCUGACUUUGGAAAGAAACUGUUCAUUUGCACAUAUUGCGGGAAAAGUUUCGACCGCUGUAGUUAUCUCACCUCGCAUCACCGAAUUCACACAGGAGAGAAACCGUACCGCUGCACGCAGUGUGGGAAGCGUUUCAAUCACAAAGGUAAUCUUGUGCAACAUGAGAGGGUUCACAGCGGAAAUAAGCCGUUUGGUUGCACACAGUGUGGGAAGAGAUUCACUCGAGGAGCUACCCUCCGAGCGCACCACAGAUGUCACACAGGAGAGAGACCGUAUCACUGCACCCUGUGUGGGAAGAGUUUCUCUCACCAGAGUAAUCUUGUUGCGCAUGAGCGGAUUCACACAGGAGCGAAGCCGUACAGUUGUAACUAGUGUGAGAAUACUUUUCUUUCAAACUCAUCAGAUUUCACUGUUGAAAUGAACCGUUUUGAUUGAGAUGUUAUCUGUGUUAUUAGUCUGUAUGUUUGCGAUAUAUUGAAUGACCACAUCACACAUGAGUGCUACCCUUCAUGUGGCUUUCAUAAUAUAUAAAUUGUUUUAAUCUAAAA